This is a messenger RNA of Papilio xuthus (Asian swallowtail), 4321 nucleotides long. RefSeq lists its product as uncharacterized. Bases 147 to 2789 code for a protein of 880 amino acids. The record is from RefSeq and is a predicted model, not a curated record. The transcript is spliced from 13 exons. Lineage: Eukaryota; Metazoa; Arthropoda; Insecta; Lepidoptera; Papilionidae.
GGCAGAACUUUUGGUAAAUGUCAAAUUAUGCCGAAAAGAUUAAAAAGCUAUGAUCUCAUUAAACAACAAUUCUGAUCUACACACCCUGUAACAAGAUAUUAACAGAUGUAAUUAUUCGGUGAUUUCUUCACAUUGAUUGCACAGAAAUGCAGCAGUCUCCUUUUGAGAACAUAUUUAAUAUAAUCGGUGGUUUUUCUAAAGGCAAUGAAAAGCCCAUGAAACAUGGAUUUUAUAACGCUUUCGCCUUCUUUAUUUUAACAAUUUGCUGUGUGGCAGUUUAUGUGUUAUUCCUGAUAUUAGAACCUUUCUUUAAACCUUUAUUAUGGGCCUUACUAGUUGGAUCGAUUCUUCAUCCUUACAAAUACAAAAUAUCGAAACAGAUAAAGUCAUGGUUCGAAGAUUUAGAAAAAUCCAACACCUCAGUUGUAUUUGGUUUGAUGGUAAUACCCGCAAAUGUAAUUAACUUUGCCUCAGAAACUGUUGGAAAUCAGUUUAAGGAACACUACAAAACUAUUAUUGGAUUGUUGUCUGCUAUAUUUAUAUUUCCAUGGCUGUACAAUUCAAUUCCUCGGAGCUUAUGCUGCAUUUUCUGGCAAAUUACAAGCUUCAUUGGAGUGUCAACAACAUUACUUAUCCAGUUAUGCACCUCCUACACAACUUUAACAUUUGCAUUAGCUUAUAUUAUAAGUGUGUACACAUUAUGGUCACCUGAAAGGUCUGGAAUAUUUAAAGCCACAUCAUAUCUUCUUUGGCUUGUUGUAACCAGUUAUAUAGCAAGCUUGUGUGGCUCAUACCAAGUUUAUAUGUUUGUUCUGCUUCAAAUUAUUGGAGUCACGGGUUUUGUACUUGAAGUGUUACAUGUUCAUAAAGUAUUAUUAACAAAAGACCCUGAGGCCUCUAUCCUUCUAGCAUUGAAUAAAGUUAUUAUGAAUGGCCACACUGAUGCUAAAGAAGAAAAUGUAAAAUCUGAUAUAACGGAAAGUAUUCCAGAAGAACCUAGCGAUAAAGAAUCGACACCUGAUAAAGAAAGUCCAAUCACUCCGGAACCAGGUCCAAAACGCGGCAGCUGGACUGGAAACGAUUCUACACAGAGUUCUCCGAAACAUGCUAAGAUCUUAUUUAAAACAAGAACUCUAUCUGCUUUACCAUUACCAAAUGUUAAAACAAAACCAUCAAUCGAAAAUCGAAUCUUAGCAUCGUUUAAACAACGGUCUCUUGAUGAAAAUUAUAUGAGGAACAGUUUUAAUAACGAUGAUGAGUCAGCUAUAUAUUUCAAGCUUUUAUUCUUUGGAUGUUUCUGUAUGCUUGUUUGGAAACAUAUCUGGUUGUUACCGGUGAUGCUGUUUUUCUUAGCAAUACAUUUCAUAAAAUGGAUGCUCAACUUCUUUGGUGUUUGGCUCUUCUUUGAAAACUAUUAUAACAAUGUUAUGUCUAAAAUCAAGAACUGGUGGGGAGACAGGCAAUCUGCAUUACUACCUGCUCAUGUCCGUGGAGUAGGCAAGAUGCUAUCUAUCUGCAACCGCAGUGUGACAGAGAUGGCCUAUAGUUCUGUCGACACCGUCUCCUCGUGCAUUGUCAUUGUUGGCCUUAUUUUCUUUGUCACUGUUGCUGUAGUUUUCGUCUGCAUUCAGAUAUAUUCGGAAGCGAUUGUAGUUGUACAACUGAGUGGAAGUCUCUUGAACAGUACUUUUGUUCAGCACAGCCCACUACAGAAAUAUUUACCCGAUGGUUGGGAUGAAAAACUGGACUCCCUCAUCGAUGAUGCAUAUACGUACGGAAGAGAAGGAAUAUCAACUGCUGUGAGGAAUAUCCUGAAGGAAGGUGACCCGGACAAGGUAGGCCGUGUGGAAACUCAGAUCCUGGAGCUAUGGGACCGCGUGUACCAGAGCUGGGUGUCGCUGCACUUUGCUGGCAAUGGCGGUAAUGUCGGCCCACAAGUCGACGGCUCCGCUGUGCAGGACUCCUGGGAUAACUUCCUUAGUAAUGUCACGCAAGCACCAGGUCUAUUCGACUACUCUGGCAUAGUGUCAUGGGUGUCGGCUAACGUGGGCACGUUGCGUGAGAUCGCGGCCAGUGUAUGGGCGCCGCUCGCCAGCAAUGUGUCACUGCUGGCGGGCUCGCUGGGCGCGGCCACCUCGCUCCUUCUCUGCGGCGGCGGAGCCAUCAUUAAUAUGUUUAUUAACUUGGUGGUGUUCUUCACAACGCUGUUCUACCUACUGGCAUCUAGCAACGCUCUGUACAAGCCGGUGGAGGUGCUGACGCGGCUGCAGGCCGGCUUCGGCCCGCGUCUCGGCAUUGCGCUCUCCGUCGCCAUCAAUCAGGUGUUUAGGGCGUCGUUUAAGAUGGCGUUAUUCUACGGUCUGUGGACGUGGCUGGUACAUAACUUAUUCGGAGCCAAGGUCGUCUAUCUGCCAUCCGUUCUAGCCGCGAUUCUCGGGGCUGCUCCUUUCCUUGGGCCGUAUUUAGCGGGAAUCCCCGCUGCCCUGGACGUUUGGCUGCAGGGUAGGCCGAUGGCGGCGUUGCUCCUGCCCAUAGUACAGGCGGCGCCUAUCGCUUUCCUAGACGCCGCUGUUUACGCCGAGAUUAAAGAUGGCGGUCACCCAUACGUGACCGGUCUGGCAAUAGCCGGAGGGAUAUUCUACUUGGGUCCCGAGGGAGCGAUCCUCGGACCUCUACUCCUUUGUUGUCUUAUGGUCAUCCUCAACCUGUCUUCUACAUUCUUAAGAGAUACACCUUCAGAAGAAACCGCAGCGUUGCAUUCAAGAGUCAGAUACGGUGCUUAUCUAUGAUCAUGUUGCAUGGAAAACUAACAUGAAAGAAUGAACAGAUCUAGAUGUAUGCAGAUGUACGCGCUCUUUUUCACAACGCAUGUUCUAUCGACGAUUUUCUAGACAAGCCAGCUUUUGUACAGCUUUAAAUAACUUCAUUGACGUAAUAUUAUAAUUUCAAUGUCGCUAAAUAAUUUGACGUUAAAUUAUAAUUUCUUUGCCGGCAAAUUAUAAUUUCUUUAACGUCAAAUUAUAAUUAAAUUGAUGCCAAAUACAUUUGACGCAAAAUAAUAAAGGCGAAAACGUCAAACUAACGAACUAAAGUAGAUAAUUUAGUACAUUAUUAUAAUGCAAAUCGAAUAUUUAGAUGUCGCUUUAUAAAUAUUUCUAUUGUCAAUGAAAUAAUAUAUAUUUUGUAUAAGUUUAAUUUUACAAUUUGUGGUAUGAUGGAAAAUAUUGUCUAAAUUACAUUUUGAUAUUAUUUUUUUUAAUUCGGCAUUACUCUUAUUGUAUUAAAAUUUUAAGAAACAAGGUCAGUGCGAUCUCUGAUUGUUUGCAAAGUUAAGGAAUAUUGAUAUUUUGUAAUCUGGAAACAACAAAUAAGGUCAAUUGUAGGUUUAAGUGAAUUCAACGAGAAAAAGUAUAUAGAAGAGAAGAAAAUUUUCCCUUAUUAUCGAAAUUUCAGAUUUGCAAAUCUUAUUUUUUUCUAGCAAAAGUAAUAUAAAGAAAUUUUUAUUUCGUAAUUGCAAGCUAUUGUUUUAUCCAAUUUUUAUAGUGCUGACUACAUGAUUGGGACAAGGACAGAAUGAUGAUUAUGGUGUUUUAUUUAGUAAUUUUAUUCACGCUUCUUAUGUAUCCUGCACUAGGCUGCUUCUAAUUUUAAAACUUACUAGUAGAAUAGUGAAAUUUAAAUUGUGUCUAUAUGGCUUUUAGCUACUUUUGUCUUCCUUUCAAUGUCAUUUAAAAUGUUUAAGGCUCUCUAACAAAAAAUCUAAUUAAAAAAAUUAAAGCUCAUGUGAUGUUAAAAAUGGUGCUUUAAAUAUUGAUUUAGCAUACGUAAAUAUGAAGGUGAGGGCAAUUUAAUGUUAAAAUUUGAUGGGAGAUUAAAUCCCUGGAAUUGUCAAUAACUAUUUAGACCACAAAAGAUUAAAACUAAAUAGAAAAUAUCAAUUUAUAAACGUUUGAAACAUGUAUAAAUAUGUGUGUAAAUGUUUCGAACAUUUAUAUUAUAAAUGGAACAUUAGUCAAUUUAUCAUUUAAUUAAUAAAUUCAAUUAAAUACCAAAUGAAAUUUUACUCAGUGAAAUUAAACUAAGUAUAGUAAACGUGAUAUUGCUUGAAUAAGCUUUAGUAAUUAAAUGUGUUAAGAAACACCAUAUUAUAUAUUUUUAAUAUAAAUUUUGCGUUAUAAAAUAUUUUCAAUUUCUUAACAAUUAUAUUAAAUAACGUAUUAAUUCCAGUCGCUUAAUUGAAUAUGAGAAAUGUAUUAAUUAAUAGUCAUUAGCUUAUAAAAAUAAUGCAGGUUGCCUGUCUUACCAUGGGUUUCUGAGACCU